Messenger RNA from Octopus bimaculoides (California two-spot octopus), 6818 nucleotides. RefSeq lists its product as uncharacterized. Gene Ontology annotation, molecular function: RNA polymerase II cis-regulatory region sequence-specific DNA binding; DNA-binding transcription activator activity, RNA polymerase II-specific. Gene Ontology annotation, cellular component: nucleus. Gene Ontology annotation, biological process: regulation of transcription by RNA polymerase II. Lineage: Eukaryota; Metazoa; Mollusca; Cephalopoda; Octopoda; Octopodidae. The record is from RefSeq and is a predicted model, not a curated record.
UUUCCAAGCAAGGUAAUAUUUCCCCAUGUCUGCACAUAUUUUCAUGUUGAUGUGCAUUGACAUUUAUUCAGUAAUAUGAAGACACACAAACACACACACAGAGGACAACCUUCUUUCAGUUUCUGUCUAUCAAAUCCACUCAGAUGGUUUUAGGUGCACUGGUGCUAUUAAAGAAGACACUUGCUCUAUGGGAUUGAACUUGAAAUCACAUGGAUGGAAAUCAAAGUUGUUUAACAUUUUCUUUUUGUUUUUCUAAUUCAGUUGGCUUUUUGUUAUUCGUCAAUGUUUAUUCUUGUUUUGAUCAAUCAUAAAAAAAUUAGGUUCUGCGACUAUCCAUAUGAUUGUACGACCUGCUAGAAAUAACAGCACAUUUCCUGUCAAUUUCCCCUUCCAAUGAAGAAUAUUAAAGACUGUAUUGCAUGGUGUAGUAAUAGAUAUUAAACGUUAUAGAAAUAGACAGGAUGUUCAUGGAUGGAAUGUCUAUAAUCACAUAUCUGUUCAGUCAGAACUGACCUGGAUGUAAACAACAAUGCCAAGUUAUAUUUCUGGAGAAAGACUAAUAUUAGUGUCCAAUAUUCAAUGUGAAGGUGUCAGUGUAGGUUAGAAAUAUGUAAGCUUCACACAAGAUUCUAUGAUGUCGGCUUUUAUGAAUUCAAAUGGUAACGCCAUUGUCAUCUGGAAGGGGUUGCAUGGUUUGGCCCGAGCUGACAAGCUGCAGCACUCUCCAGUCUGGUUUGUGAUGGUUUCUACAGCUAGAUACCUUUCCUACUGCCAACCACUUCACAGUGCACAGGGUGCCUUUAUGUGGCAAUGCAGGGUAACUUUUAUGUGCCACCACACUUGCUUUCAUGUGGUGGCACUGCACAUCCACUUUUAUGAAGAACACUCAUAAGUGCUGUUGGCCACCAGAAGGGUGAGUCUGAAUACUUCUGCUGUGGGUCUUCUUGAGUACAGCGGAGUGCCAGUCAUCUUGGUCUUCAUCAUAUCACCUGAAAGGUUCAGCAUCCUGAGUUUGCUCAUCAGCACUUCAUCCCAUGUCUUCUUGCGUAUCCCACUUCCACUUCUUCCAUCUACUUUGAGAGAUUGGCACUUCUUUAUGGAACAGUUGGCAUCCAGCUCCAUUUUUAAGAACAUCAGAUGACAGAAGAAGCAUCCUCAAUAGCCACCAUGUUUUAAAGACUAAAGGAAAAUAUUCUACAAAACAGAUGUAUAACAUUGUUUCUACAAAUCUUUGGAAGAAUUCUUGUGAAACAUUUGCUCUGAAAUAAAAUUAUUAGCCAAAUUUCUUAACAUUAUUGACUAGAGUGUGAAGAAGAGAAGCUUGUGUGCUGAUCAAAGCUUGAUAAAUUCAUGGAAGCUUUGUGAAACAAAGAUAACAAUGGACAGAAAUACAACAGCAGAAAUGUAUGUAAGGAAUAAAGUAUAAAAACAAAAGCAAGAAGAAUAUAUUGACUGGGAUUUGAGAGGAAAAGUAAUGGAUAAGAGUGAGAAAAUUAUUUCCCCUGAAGACAUAAUAAAAGAGAUGAGAUCUUAUGACUGUGAUAUCUGUAGAAAGUCCUUCUCUCGAAAAAGUAACCUGAUUACGCACAAACGUACUCAUACAGGAGAGAAGCCAUAUCAAUGUGAUAUCUGUGGUAAAUCAUUCUCUCGAAGUAAUCAGGUUGCUGUGCACAAACGUACUCAUACAGGAGAGAAGCCAUAUCAAUGUGAUAUCUGUGGUAAAUCAUUCCCUAAGAGUAGUAACUUAUCUAGACACAAAUAUAUCCAUACUGGAGAGAAACCAUAUCAUUGUGAUAUUUGUGGAAAAUCAUUCUCUUUAAGAAAUCAUGUUGCUGUGCACAAACGUACUCAUACAGGAGAGAGAUCAUAUCAUUGUGAUGUCUGUGGUGAAUCAUUCACUCAACAUAUUCACUUAACUUCACACAAACUUAUUCAUACUGGCGAGAAACCAUAUCAUUGUGAUGUCUGUGGUAGACCAUUCUCUCUAAGUAAUACCUUAAAGAAACACAUACGUAUUCAUACAGGAGAGAAGCCAUAUCACUGUGGGAUCUGUGGUAAAUCAUUUUCUCAAAGUUUUAGUUUAUCUGCACACAAACGUAUUCAUACAGGAGAGAAGCCAUAUCACUGUGAUAUUUGUGGUAAAUCAUUCUCUCAAAAUACUGCCUUAGCAACACACAAACGUAUUCAUACAGGAGAGAAGCCAUAUAAUUGUGAUAUUUGUGGUGAAUCAUUCUCUCAAAAUACUGCCUUAGCAACACACAAACGUAUUCAUACAGGAGAAAAGCCAUAUAAUUGUGAUGUUUGUGGUAAAUCAUUCUCACAAAGCAAUAGCUUAAAGAAACACAACUGUGUUCAUACAGGAGAGAAGCCAUAUUGUGACAUUUGCGGUAAAUCAUUCUCUCAAAAUGCUACCUUAACCAAACACAAACAUAUUCAUACAGGAGAGAAAGGAAAAGAGCAGUUUCUAUAGUUUCUUGUUUGCUGUAUUUGUUUAAUAUUCCUGUGUUUUAUGCAAUGGAAAUUAUUUCCAAAAAUUUUAGUUUUUUGUUUUGUCUCUGCAAUAUUUAACUCCCACUCCUUUCUUGACUACUCAUGCAUUAUUCUUUCUUGAUUGUUGCAUCUUGUAAUUAUAAUAUAUUUAUUGUUUAUUGUCUUUUAAAUGUUUCACUCAUUAAAUAUUUUAUACAACAACAUAAGUUAAUACUUUUUUAUAUUCAGGAAUAUUGUAAAGUUGUCAAAUAUAUACAUAAACAAUGACCCGAAAUACAAAACAGAAGAAAUCGUAAAGGAAGAACAUGAGGCAUUUGUAUAGUUUAAUGCCCCAACCAGACUGAUUCCUUGUUAGUUUCUGAAUAAGGGUUUCUUUAAACUAAACUUUACAAAGAUAGGUUUUGAAGUGUCCAAAUGAUGAUUUUCAUAAAAUUGAGAGACAACAUUUUGGAGGAGAUUCCUGACUAUCCAGUGUCAACUCUGUUCCACUUAGAUAAACUUAUCCAAUUCUUCAACAUGUCAGGUGAAAUUCUGUUCAAUCUUGAACAUUCUCCGAUAACCACUUCUGACAUGUUGCAGAAGUAUGACAAGCACUAAAAUGUUGUUGCUACACAUAUAGCCUUCUGGCAGUAUCUUUCUUCAGCAAGGUUUCUCCACUGUCUCCAGCAGGUUCAAGUAGCCAUCUAAAUGGAACCUCACUCCAUAUUCAAUAAUGUUGGGUGGCAUGACACACAAGCCGGAUUGGCUACAUUAUAACCAGAGAACAGGAUAGGCAGACACUCGUAAAUGCAAAGUCUUUCUCUGGUAAAGAAUGAUCUUCACAACAUAGGUUAGCAGUUAGUGACUUGAGACUGAGUGCAAGAAGGAAAUUUCAGCCAAUCACGAACUGAAAGUCCUGCAAGUUCAUGGAUCCUGCAGACAGAUUUAGAGAUGUACUUUGAUGAAAAGAAGGAGAAAGAGAACAACUGGAAGUUCUGAUGAGACAACCCUUGUAGAGCUGCAGAAGAAGUUUGUGGUUGGUGUGAAAUAUCAGGUAGGUGAAGGAUGACGUGAUGGUGGAACAGAGAAGUUUAUAGAACAAUAGAAACAAAGAAGCAGUCUUGGAAGAUUUGGAAGAAUGGGAGCAAUUGGUAGCUCAAAGAGAAGCUGGGAAACGGGGCUCUUUAGCAAGGAAUAAGCAGAAUAAAAUGUGGUAUGCAAAUAUUCAACAGGUUGAGGACCAAACAUAUGAAGUAUUCUAAUUUGCAGAAAUUGACGUUUGGGAUGUGUAUGGAGAUAGAUAAUGACAAACUUGCAUUCAGUGAUUCUAAAAAGAAAGAGGAAUGAUAGGACAAAUAUGAAAUGCUAUUCAAAGGUUAAUGUUUUAAGACCAUUGUCAAGAUCAAGAGCAAAUAGCAGAAGGACCUUGACUCACACAAAAUGACUUCCAGGCCAGUUGCCAAAAGUGGCAGAACACAACUAGUUUGGGAACAUUUUCAUACUACCUCAUAUCUGUUUGAAGUAAUUUGAUCCUGCAUUCCAGAUCAGGAAGUAAAACUGUAGCCUGAAUGUUUUGGUAGACUUUACCCAACUUUUUUUCUCUGGCUCUGCACUCAGAAAUUUAUGAGAGCCAACUUUCUGAUUAUCCAUUGUCCGCUUCUUCAACAUGUGAAGUUAAAUUCAGUUCAGCCAUGAUAACCUAUGAAAUAUCUUUUGUUUCUCUGACCUGGCUUAACUCAGAAAUUUUUAUGAAAAUGGAACAGUAAAUAGAAUGCUCUCUUUUAUCAUAAAAGAGGCAACAUGCUUUGUCUCAGUAAUGUUGUCGUGUCAGAAACAUAAAGAUGUGCUUUUGUCUCUUUCCUUGCUGGCUGUUACCGAUGUAACAUUUCUCUCUUAUCCUGUCUACUCAGAGAUAUUUACACAAUGGAUAACAACUACAACCUGUCUUUAUGUAUUAACUCAAAAUAAUUCUUUAGCUGAUAAUUCUAAAUGAAAGCAAGUUUACUUAUGAUCUAUUUCGAGUGUCAUUUAUUCUAUGUAUGAUGGAUUAAAUUUGAUAGUUUGCAUAAAAGCAACAUAAACCAUAUUAUUCCAUCCAAGAAUAGAAAUAUAUUAAAAGACCAAAAACUAUCUAGAUUAUGUCUGGGAGACAGCAGUUUACUCAAAGUAGCCACCCUCAGCUUCCACCAUGGUCUCAAGACAGCUCUAGAACCUGGAGUCUUUGUCUCUGAAAAGAUUUUCAAGCACCUCCUUGAUCUUGGCUACCAGCUCAGCAUUGCUAUUGAAACAGAGCAGUUGGUGUUUUUCUCAACUGUACCUCACAAAUGAUAAUCCAUGAGAUUACAAUCAGGGGAAUUAGGCUUGGAGAAGUGGUAGAAAUUCACUGACAACCACUUCUGACUCUUUGUGGAAAUAUGACAAGCUGUCAAACGUUGCUGCCACAUGUACAGCCUUCUGGCAGUAUCCUUCAAGGUUUUCAUCACAGCUUCAUGUCCCAUCUGAAUGGAAUUUAACAUUCUAACAUCAUGUUCAAAGAUGUGGGGUGGCAUGACAUCACCUUCACUGGAGACACACUCAAAGAUGAGCCUGUUGCAUUCUUUCCUGCUGGUCAUCACUUUGUAGUCUCUGUUGCUGCUGUACAUAUUAGGCUUUAUGACUUUUACAGUGUUCAGAAAGUAUUGAGCAGCAGUCACAAUGUCAGCAUUUUUUCUAUCUAGUUCUUGUCAUCAUGAUACAGGUAACUCUCUUACAUUAUUCAGCUGGAUUUUAGUCCUGUUAGUUAAUUAUUUUCUUUUUUGGACUACAACGCUACUCUUUAUGCUCUGCCAGAAUAUUGACUGUUCACCAAUACAUAAAGAUUUUUUCUGAAAACAAAGACGUAAAAUAUUGUAAAAUUUACCCUGAACAUCCUGUGUGCCAGUUUUUAUAAUUUACAAAAUUGCAAACUGAAUCUGAUUAUUCAUAAAUAAUGGGGGAAAAAAAAAGAUAAUUAUCAUCUCAAAGAGGAAGUCAUCUGGAAAUAAUAAUAAAAACAAUAUAAUCUUCUCUGAGAAAUAACUCAACUUUUAGAUCUACUUUUUAUCAGUCUCUCUCUACCAGUCACCACACUUUUUAUGUUUCUCUCUUUCACAAUAUAUGUCUUAUCUCUCACACAUUGGCUUCAUUUUGUUUAAAACUUUGUCUUCAAAUGUUUGCUUUCGUUUUAUCACAGCUAUCAUGUACAAAUCCUGUUUUCUAAUUUGGUAAAAUGAUCAAACUUGAAACCUGUCUAACAUUUUUCUAGAAAAAUUUCUGGAAUAAUGUAAUCACAAAUAGGGAUUCAGUGUGAAAAAAAUAUUUUAACGUAUGAAGUUUGAGCAUUUUCAGUUAGUUUUGAAGGUUCAAAAUCUGUGAUGGCAACAAAAAAGAACUCUUUUCUCUUUCAUUUUCACUUCCCUCGUAGUAAACUAUUUAUCUCACACUCUCUCUAUAUAAAGUAUACAGCUAUUGUUGUGUGUGUGAGGAGUAUUUAUUAGAGCGACAGUGUGAUUUAAAAAGCGUUCAGUAAAAUAUAAUUUAUUUUAAUAGCAUACUUUUCUGUCUUCUGGCACAAAUCAGUCGAUGUUGUUGACUAUUUUAGUUGAAGCUGCGGUUUGAUCCAGAGUUGCCCCUCUUUGGUAUUUUCUAUUGAUUAAUACUAAUAGAAACAUCGAUGUCUGGAAAAACUGGGUGGGAACACUUGACAGAUAUGGUGUUUUCACCCUUUAUUUUACCUUAAGAGAGAAUGUUUUCUCUGGGGUGACUGCAGUCAAUAUGUCUCUGGCAGCUGAAAUAUGUCACAAACACAUUUUAAUUAACCUAAUGUUCUCAUCCAUUCAUUCAUUCAUUACUUCACAAAUACAUGAUUAAAAGGUAUCUACCGCUGCUGUUUCCCAUUGAAACAUAUCUGCUUAUUCCAUUAUUACAAUCAAUAUAUAUCCAUUAUUAGUGUUGUAUGUAAAACUAUACAUAUAUAAGAAUAUAUCUGAGUGUGUGUAAGUAUUUCUGCAUAUGAAUAUAGGGUUACGGUUGGGGUUUAUGUGUGGAUAUAUAUGUGUUUGUUUGUGUAUAUAUAUAUACUUAUAAACUAUGUGACUGCUGAUAUAUAUACAUUUGUAUUUCUACACAAAAAUUUAUUUAUAUCGCUCUCCUUCCCUUUUCAUUUAUUAUCGGUGAUGUGAUGCUUCUAAAUAUAAACGAUUCAUCCAAAUGUAUUUUGGUAUUAUGAAAACUGUUUCUAAUGAGAAAUGCCUUACAUAACACGUUAAUCAUUCUAAUUGCAAUCAGAAAAUGAAUCAUAUGUGAUGGAAAAUAAACAAUACCAAAAAACA